GGCUUUCAACAUCAUCGCCGGGCCUGCAGGUGACCAAACCCACGAUCCUCUCCUCGACAACCCGCUCCGACUACGUCAAGACAUGCAAUUUUAGCUCCCGCCAUGACUUGCCAAAAGUGUCGCCAGCCUCUCAAGCUGGAUGGCUCACUUGAAGACCUGAACCCAGCCGCCUACGACCUCCUCGUUUCUUCAUCCUCGCCACUGACGCCCAAGAAGUCACCCGUACCCCGUCCACCAGUCGCCCAGCCUCAAGAGCAAUCCCGGAGGUCCCUUUACGACAAAAUCUCCCGAAAUGCCACCGCUCCCAUCUUCAGGCGCAACCAGGGCGGCAACCCGCGCGAUUCCGCCAUGUCCUUCAUCUACCUGACCGAGUCGCAGAUGGGCGGACCGCAAACUCCAGCGGUAGAACCCCCGCCAACACCUCCCAAACUCCGGCGCGCGAGCUCCAGCAGAGGCGGGGAUGACACCGAUGGGCCGAAGGGAGACGAGAUGGACAGAAUCAACCGACUGUUUGAGAUUCUUUCUGCCAGAUCCGACAUCGAUCAUCCGAUAUGCGUUGAAUGCACCGAUAUGCUCGUGGAGGGCCUACAGAAAAAGUUGGACGUGGCUUCGAAAGAGAGAGAUGCGUAUGUCAGACAUCUGAAAGAAGUCAAAGCGGACCAGCCAACCGAAGAGGAGGUGAAGGCUCAAGAGGCUACCCUGAAAAAGGCAGAACAAGAUAGGUCAACAGCUAUGGAAGAACUAAAGAAGUUGGAGGGGGAGAAGGAUGCCCUGGAUGAGGAGAUUGUAGCUCUCGAGGAAGAGUCACGGCAGCUAGACAAGGAAGAGGAGAAGUUCUGGAGGGAACGGAAUGCGUUUGCAACCAAGAUGGCCGACUUCCAGUCGGAAAGGGACAGCGUCAACGCCAAAUACCUCAACGACUCGCAGCUGCUAGAGAAGCUUCAACGAUCCAACGUCUACAACGACACGUUUUGCAUUAGCCAUGACGGCAGCUUCGCGACCAUCAACGGACUUCGGUUGGGGCGACUUUCGAACAAACCAGUGGAUUGGCCCGAGAUCAACGCAGCGUGGGGUCACGCACUGCUCCUGCUUGUGACAGUGGCAGAGAAGCUUGGAUAUAGGUUUGAUGGUUAUGACCCACAGCCCAUGGGAAGCACUUCCAAGAUUGUCCGGUACGAGACACCCAGUCCCUCGUCGAGCCGGCUCGGGGCUCGGAUGGUUCAGCCUCCACUCAAGAAGCACGUCCUAGAACUGUUCAGCUCCGGGGACAUGCCCCUUGGAUUGACGUUUAUGCACCGUCGGUUCGACAACGCCAUGGUGGGAUUCCUCGAGUUGGUGCGGCAACUAGGAGCUUUUGUGCGCCGGCAAACCGAAGCGACGGGGAAUCCACUGAGCCUGCCGUACAAAAUUGACGGAGACAAGAUUGGAGAUGUGAGCAUCAAGUUGGGGAUUGCGCAGGACGAUGGUUGGACCAAGGCGUGCAAACUGACGUUAACCUGCUGCAAGUUUCUUUUGGCACACGCGAGCAACGUGACGUCGACUGCGAGGAACGGGGCUACUUGACGAUGAGGUGCGUCAAGCAUAGAUGAAAUGAUUACAUGGGAAGGAGUUGGGAACGGAUGGAGGGAAGGCGUUUUUUAUUUCUUUUUAGAUACCGGAUAUCUUUCUACUGCCUACUGUUUGCUGGGGUACUAGAGAUUGUAGGAGGGAUGGAUAGAUGAUAAUCGUGAUAUUAUGAUGCUCCAGCUGGGAGAGAGGCACAACGCUUCAUUCAUUCAAAAGACAGGAUGAGACCAGAUGCCUUCGAUCCAGCACUAGCACUACAACAUUCC
Molecule: messenger RNA, 1832 nt
Organism: Ilyonectria robusta
Lineage: Eukaryota; Fungi; Ascomycota; Sordariomycetes; Hypocreales; Nectriaceae
Product: autophagy protein Apg6-domain-containing protein
Exons: 2
Coding region: 103-1563 (486 amino acids)
Biological process (GO): autophagy; late endosome to vacuole transport; cellular response to nitrogen starvation
Cellular component (GO): phosphatidylinositol 3-kinase complex, class III, type I; phosphatidylinositol 3-kinase complex, class III, type II; phagophore assembly site
Source: RefSeq, a predicted model, not a curated record